GGGCGGGCCCGAGCGAGACUGAGCGAGACCAGAGGGGUGCAAGGGCCCCGCUCCGGCUGCGGGCGGAGCGUGCGGGAGACCAUGUCCAGCGGCAGCAGCAGCUGCAGCCAGACCCCAAGCCGGGCCAUCCCCGCCACUCGCCGGGUGGUCCUCGGCGAAGGCGUGCACCUGCCGCCCGGGGACUACAGCACCACCCCCGGCGGCACGCUCUUCAGCACCACCCCGGGAGGUACCAGGAUCAUCUACGACCGGAAGUUCCUAAUGGAGUGUCGGAACUCACCUGUGACCAAAACGCCCCCGCGGGACCUGCCCACCAUUCCCGGGGUCACUAGCCCUGUGGGUGAUGAGCCCCCUACAGAAGCCAGCCAGGACCACCUGAGCAGCAGCCCACAGGACAAGCCGGCGGGCGGUGAAGAGUCACAAUUUGAGAUGGACAUUUAAAGGGCCAGCCGUCGGAGUGAGCAAUGCCGCUGGGCCCCAGAGGCCCGUCUCGGGAGAAGAGUCACACCAGCCAGGCCUUACGAAAGUUACCAUCCGGGGCAGGCUUCGGGUGUGGAGCCUUCCAGCCCCGCCCGCUGCUCCCUCACUCAGGGCACCUGCUCCCCCACCCCUUCGUGGACACCAGCAGAUACCUCCGUGUGCCUCCAGCCCUGUAGGAACCGUCACCCCGAGGGCAGUGACCUCAGGCACACCCUGCAGCCCAGGGCCGGCUAGUGGACACGGAGGAGUCCUCCGGCUCUCCCAGCCCCCUCCUCCAGGGGGCGCACCCACCCCUUCCUUAGGUUGGUGUGUGGGAAAGCUCCCCUCCCCCUCCCUUCCCAAAAAAGGAAAUAAAAGCCACCUUCGCCCUAGGGCCAAGA
Messenger RNA from Mesoplodon densirostris (Blainville's beaked whale), 860 nucleotides. RefSeq names its product eukaryotic translation initiation factor 4E binding protein 1 (gene EIF4EBP1). Gene Ontology annotation, molecular function: eukaryotic initiation factor 4E binding. Gene Ontology annotation, cellular component: cytoplasm. The record is from RefSeq and is a predicted model, not a curated record. Gene Ontology annotation, biological process: negative regulation of translational initiation. The coding region runs from base 82 to 441 and encodes 119 amino acids. Lineage: Eukaryota; Metazoa; Chordata; Mammalia; Artiodactyla; Ziphiidae. The transcript is spliced from 3 exons.